Molecule: messenger RNA, 2002 nt
Organism: Vombatus ursinus (common wombat)
Lineage: Eukaryota; Metazoa; Chordata; Mammalia; Diprotodontia; Vombatidae
Gene: STX11
Product: syntaxin 11
Exons: 3
Coding region: 199-1122 (307 amino acids)
Biological process (GO): synaptic vesicle fusion to presynaptic active zone membrane; exocytosis; intracellular protein transport
Cellular component (GO): SNARE complex; presynaptic active zone membrane; plasma membrane
Molecular function (GO): SNARE binding; SNAP receptor activity
Source: RefSeq, a predicted model, not a curated record
UUUGGAUCAGUUGGGUCCCUGGGCACAGCACUGCCAAGUCUGCUUUUCCUACACAAACUCUUAUAGGGGCAGAGAAGGAAGCUGGAACCUGAGGAAGAGAAAUAUUGUAAACAACCUUAUGAAGACAUAAUCAUCCCAAUUGAGGAAUGACAUAAAAGAAAGGAUUAAAAAGAGCUAGAUUACCAGCAAGUGAAAGAAAUGGAAGAGGAGAAUGAAGAAGAGAAAGACAAGGAAAGAAUUAUACUUCUCCAAAGCAAGAUGAAAGACCGGCUCCCAGAGUUGCUGGAAUUAUCCAGGCAGUAUGACCAACAGUUUCCUGAUAGAGAGGAUGAAGAGGACUUGGCCCAGGAGAAUAUUAUAUUUGAGACAGACUACAUCCUGGAAUCUUUGUACAGGGACAUCCGAGACAUCCAGACAGAGAAUCAUCUGCUGACCGUGGACGUCAAGCGUCUGGGCAAGCAGAACGUCCGCUUCCUCACCUCCAUGCGCCGCCUCAGCAGCAUUAAGCGGGACACCAACUCCAUUGCUAAGGACAUCAAAACUCGGGGAGAAGCCAUCCAUAAGAAGCUCCAGAGCAUGAAAACUUUAAGCGACGUAGCAGAGCAGAAGCACGGCGCCAAUUCCGCCAUGGCCCGAAUCUCCAAGGCCCAGUACAACGCGCUCACUCGAGCUUUCCAGGAGGCCAUGCACGACUACAACGAAGCCGAGAUGAACCAGAGAGAGAACUGCAAGAUCCGUAUUCAGCGGCAGCUGGAGAUCAUGGGCAAAGAGGUCUCUGGGGCUCAGAUAGAAGAGAUGUGCGAGCAAGGGAAGUGGGAUGUUUUCUCCGAGAACCUCCUGGCCGAUGUGAAAGGGGCCCGCUCCGCCCUGAACGAGAUUGAGAGCCGGCACAAGGAGCUAGUGAAAUUGGAGAGCCGGAUCCGGGAGGUGCAUGAACUUUUCUUCCAGAUGGCUUUGCUCGUGGAAGAGCAGGGGGACACGCUAGAUGUCAUAGAGCUGAACGUGGAAAAGAUCCAGAACUACGUAGGAGAGGCAAAAGCUCACGUGAAAAAAGCGGUGGAGUACAAAAAGAGGAACCCUUGUCGGACACUUUGCUGCUGCUGCUGCCGGUGCCUCGAGUGAGACGGAUGUGCCUGGAACCCCUGGACCCCCAUCACCACCAACUGACUGUGACCAGAAUAUGCUGAAUGAACACUUCGAUCAAGACUCGUACAGGUCUCAGAACAAAAAUGAGUUAGACCAUCCUCAAGGGCCUCGGGAAUGUUUGUGGGUCAUCUUUGUAUCUCUCAAAGGGAAGCAGCAGCAGAAGAAGAAGAAGAAGAAGAAAGAAGAAAGUUGGGCUAAGAUGUUGGGUUAUCUCUAAAAGAUAAUUGAUGCUGCCAAAGUUUUCAUCAGAAAAAACAAGAUUUGCUAUAAUACUAACUCUCAUUAGCUCUGUGUGUAGUGUAUCCAAAAUGCUUUCCUUCUUUUUAUGGAAAAUAGAGACAGGAACAAUACUCUUAUCCUUGGAAAGUUAGUGUUAUAAGCAUUUUUCUCAGCAGGGGGAAGUCCAAUUAUGAGUCCACUAAAAUUAUGAGGUUUCUUAGUCAUUUGAUCAUGGUCAAAUAGGCUGGUUCUAAUAGAACUGGAAAAGUAAAUUACUGCCUCACAUAACUAGAUGCUGGAAUCCUCCUGGGACCUGGUCCUUAAGAAUUUAAUUUACUCCGAAACUAAGAGAAAAUGUAAAAUUGCUUGUUUUUCUCCCUUGCUGAAUCAGAUUUUUUUUUGUUUUAUUUUGUUUUUUUAAGUCACAACCCACACAAUUUUCCAGCCUAAUCUUUAUUAUUGCAUUAAACAUUCAUAGUUCCUUAUUUCCAUUCUGUUGGAAAAUAUUUUGGGGACAAUUUUCAACUAUGUUUAAGCACUGAAGAUUGAAUAGGUACAAAGCACUUGGAUUACAGCACCUGUGUUUUUAGAUCUGUACAUAUUAACAUCUGUAUAUAUUAAAAUAACACAAAGUUUA